Molecule: messenger RNA, 354 nt
Organism: Ostertagia ostertagi
Lineage: Eukaryota; Metazoa; Nematoda; Chromadorea; Rhabditida; Trichostrongylidae
Source: the annotation of a GenBank genome assembly
AUGGCGUUGGAUCACAAGACGUUCCGUCUGCAGGAUGUACCGCAAGCGUUUUGGGCAGUUGCAUCAAAUCGUUUCGGACAUGAACUUGUACUCAACUACUUUUUAGAGAAUUGGGAUCGGAUCUAUAAAAGCCUUGGCCGAAACUUCAUUUCAUUACAAGGUGUGAUCAAUGCAUGCCUUUCGAAAGGUCAUACCAAAGAACAUUUAGAUAAGGCGAAAGAUUUCAUGAAAAAUCACUGGUGGAUUGCCUCUUUUAACCAAUUUCACAUGAGUUUGGAAAUGAUUGGAGUUCGAAUGGCAUGGAUCAAAGCACACUACAAACCGUUAAUGGAAUUCAUCAAAUCUCAUAGCUAA